AGAGCUUGUACGAUAGAGGGUGGAGAAAAAAAGCAGAGGGACUACUCCUGUUUACAACAACAUAAUGGAGCCUAAAUGGUCAAACAACAUCUGCAAGCGGGCGUUAUUGACUGGAUUUACGCUAUUUAUUGUAUUAGUCACAAAACCUUCAUCAGCGAUCGAAAUCCACGCCGACUCAGAGGUCAUCCUGCAGAAUGGCACGGGGGGAAUCCUUCGAUGCACCUUCAAGUCGAGUGAAGUGGUCAGCAGCUCCACCUCAGUGACUUGGAGCUUUCAGUCGAGUCAGCUCGACAGUAAAUUCUCAAAAUCUCCAUACUCGAUUUUCUACUACUCCAAUGGGAAAGGAUUCCCAGGUCCAGAAGAAUUCAAAGACAGGGUCCAGUUUAUUGGAGACAUAAACAAGCGGGAUGUUUCAAUACAGCUGAACCCGACUCAGUUCAGUGACAACGGCACCUUCUUCUGUGACGUGAAGAACCCACCCGACGUGAUGGGAACACCAGCUCGAACAGAGCUCAGGGUCGUCCUCAAAGAAUCUCUUCCUCAUAAUAACACGGCUGUUAUAGUCGGAGCCGUUUGUGGUGCUUUAUUUCUGCUCGUCCUUGUUGCUGUAGCUGCCUGCAUCGUCAUGAAGGUGCUUCACAACCGCCAUGAAUAUGAAGGAUGUACGUCCUUGGAAAGCGUGAGCUCUCAAGCUCCGCAGCCACGAAAGAAGGUGGAGUCCAGCCUGGAGAGCUCCAGGUGUACCAGUCCCUCGGGUCCACUACAGGGCCCGGUGAUAUACGCCCAGUUGGAUCACUCAGGCAGCAAAAACUCCUUCCAUAAGAUGGAGCCUGUGGUCUAUGCUGACAUCCGUAAAAACUGAAGAGGGACCGGGGACCAAAAAAAGACAAAAUAAAUAAAACACAGUAAAGUA
Messenger RNA from Cheilinus undulatus (humphead wrasse), 913 nucleotides. It is a transcript of the gene mpzl1l, whose product is annotated as myelin protein zero-like 1 like. NCBI's taxonomy places the organism in Eukaryota, Metazoa, Chordata, Actinopteri, Labriformes, Labridae. Gene Ontology annotation, cellular component: cell surface; membrane; focal adhesion. Bases 65 to 862 code for a protein of 265 amino acids. The record is from RefSeq and is a predicted model, not a curated record. The transcript is spliced from 6 exons.